AUGAAUCAAUCUGGUGCUCAAGGGAACUCUAGACAAGGUGCUAAUGCUAACCACUCAAGUAGAAACUGCAACAGAUGGUCACUUGAUCGUGCGCUUAUUAAUGCCAUGAAUGAUCUUAUUGAUCUUGGAGGCUGGAAAACAGAUAAUGGACAAUUCAAAAAUGGUGCUUAUGCUAAGUUGGAAAUUCUUAUGAAAGAAAAGUUGCCUGAAUGUGACAAAAAAGCCAAACCUCAUAUUGAGUCUAGGGUGAAGCUCCUUAGGAAACAAUAUGAUGCUAUUCCGGAGAUGCUUAGCCCGAGUGCAAGUGGAUUUGGCUGGAAUGACGAAGGAAAGUUUGUUACAUGCCCACAAUCGGUUUGGGAUGAAUGGAUUAAGAGUCAUAAAAAUGCAGCAGGGUUAAGGAAUAAGCCUUUUCCAUUUUUUGAUGACUUGGGGAAAAUAUUUGGCAAAGAUAGAGAUGUUGGAAAUGAAGCUACAAAUGUGUACGAUGUACUUGAAGAGAUGGAUGAAGAAGAGCAAGAAGUCCCUGAAUCUAUAGAGUCAAUCAAUUUAACUCCCAUAGGUAAUCCAACGGGACAUUCAUCAUCUCCGACAACUACAACUAGUAGGACUAAGAGAGCAAGGACAUAA
Messenger RNA from Spinacia oleracea (spinach), 630 nucleotides. RefSeq lists its product as uncharacterized. Bases 1 to 630 code for a protein of 209 amino acids. The transcript has 2 exons. The record is from RefSeq and is a predicted model, not a curated record. Lineage: Eukaryota; Viridiplantae; Streptophyta; Magnoliopsida; Caryophyllales; Amaranthaceae.